Molecule: messenger RNA, 2587 nt
Organism: Porites evermanni
Lineage: Eukaryota; Metazoa; Cnidaria; Anthozoa; Scleractinia; Poritidae
Source: the annotation of a GenBank genome assembly
GCAAAAAGAAACUGCGAAAACUUCUCCGCUUCAAUGCAGCUGUUGAUGGUUUGUUUGUUGGUCGGGCUGACAAUGUCUGCCUUGGUUUAUACGAGUGCGCUGCAGAAAUGCAUGCAGUCGAGUAAGUAUAGUUCGCAUUACGGGAUUGCUCUUCUUGGAUAUUCUUACAAGUCCUUUAUUGCCAAUCUCCUUGUAACAUGUUACCGCGCCUGUCAACAAGAGCCGUCUUGUCAAAGUUUGAACUACAACUUGGCAAACAGAAUUUGUGAGUUAAACACUUUCGCUAAACGCCCCGAAGAUUUGAAUGACAAGCUGCAAAACUUCGUUUACGCUGUAAACCCUAACCGCAAAGUUGAAGGUAGGUAGAGGCGCACACCAGCCAAAGGCCCAAACGAGUGGAGCUUUCUAAUGGAUGGCUCUUCGCUCCAUUUUGGGCUCUUAUCAUUUUGUCUUGUUUUGUCUGUCAUCUCCUUUCAUUUAUACUUAAAUAUAUGUCAGAUUGGAACCAUUUUUGGAACUCACAUUGUGCCUCUUAAGGUCACGUGACGAGCCACGCCCAUAAUUAUGCAAAAUUUGGUAUUUUCAGAUUACGCCAUGAAAAUGACUGUUGAAGCUCCCGUUUAUUUUUCCAUAGUUUUAAGUUUAAAGUGAAAUGAGUCAAAUUAAACAGGGAAUUGCAGAAUAUUUUAUUCCUGUGCAAUUAUCAAAUGUUUUCUCCUUGACCCAGUCCCACUGGAAACAUUAUAUGUCACCCAAUUCAAAUAAUCUUGAAAAACCUCGAUUAAUUCCAUAAACCUUGUGUUAAUAGUCAUUGAACGAAAACAAAAUAAUUCACAACCAGUGUUUGUAAACUGUCUUAAAAUUGGACUCAACUAAAUGGCAAAAAAAUGGGCGUGACAAGUCACGGGACUAAGAUACCGUAUUUAUUCGAUUAACCGCCCUGGGCGCUUAUUAAAUUUUUGGUGGAACUCUCACCCGCGAAUAAGCUCCACCCGCGAAUAAGCUCCGACCCGCGAAUAAUUUAAAAGUGGUAAAAGUCGUUGUAAAGUAUGUUUAUUUUGCAACAAAACAAUAAAUGCUAAUAACAAAACGCGCAGAAGUAACAAAGCAAGGUUUUUGUAAAAUACUCUGAAAAAAACUCCGUCUUCGGGGAAGUCUCUUAUCAGAAUUUAUUCCCUCAAGUGGGUGGGGUGGGGUGGGGUGGGGUUUCAAGUCGAAGAGUUAAAUCUCCUUUAAACUAGACAGCCCCCUUAGAAAUUUCAAGAGACCCAUUCCUUAAUUCACCCGAGUAUAUCCAGCUUUUUUUUUAAAUAUGAAGCAUGCCUAACUACUGCCGACUCCCCUGACUGAUGCCGGUCCAUCGCAGGAUUACCCGCAAUAAUAAUGUCGCCCUUACCCAUUUAUACUCCUGGGUGAAGAGAGAGAAAAAGGAGUAAAGGUUCCUUGUCUAAGAAAACAACGCGACUGACGAUGCUUAAACCCCGAACUUCCAGAUCCGGAGUUCGAUGUGUGAAAUGCAGUUACGUACUACAUAAUGUUAAAAGAAGUCUCGAUGCUUGGAGAAAAAGGGGAAUACCAUAACUCGAGUCGAGUCAUAACCUGAAUCUGAGCUUUCUGGCGUUUGAAUUCUUCUUCUUCUUUAAUAGAAUUUGAAUUAUUGCUUUUUUAUUAUUGAAUCUUUUUCAAAAAGGUCUGAAAGGUGAUUAAUUUUCUUGACUUCAUGUUGGACCAGGCUGAGGCUAUGUGAUAAAAAUACAUGUAUUCAGUACGUUUAGAUAGAAGUACAUGCAAAAGCCAGGGCGACAUUGACAAACAGCCCUUAUUUUUGCAUAGGUUAAGAAAGUGCGCACGUAUAUAUAAAUACGUGACUUAGAAAUUGCACGCAGAUUUCACAGACCCAAAUGACAGGUUUCCCUACCCUUUCAUAUACUUCAACGAGUAAAAUCCCUACCCUUUCAUAUACCUGAAGCCUGAAAAAAGGUACCUCUUUCGGGUGGAGCCUCCCUAUAGGGAGUAUGUCCCCUCCCGCCCUCCCCGGAAGUCGCCGACGAGAGGUUUGACUGAACUUUGCUCCCUAUUUUGUCUAAGACAUCUAAAGUUUGUUUCCCAGAUAAUAUUUUUUGUUCAAAUUAUAGAAAAAUGGAUAAAACUGACAGACCAGACGCCCAAAGUCUGUUUUGGUGCGAAACAUGACCAGUUUGGCAGGUUUUGGAUCCCUUUUACUGGCUUUUUGGUCAGAGUCAAACUGGUUCAUUUGUAUGGUGCGAUAUGGUGUGGGCCGAAGAGGACACUAUGGUUUUAUUGGGGAUGCGACUGGGGUAAGAUCAACACAGUGAUAACGAAUUCGUCUCGUUUCAUCUUGCUGCCUCGUAGUGAAACAGGAUCCAAAGUCCUCGGCUUCCAAAUUCCAGAAUACUCUCCAAGAUCCCCCGAGUUGGUCUUUCCUGAUAUUCAGCCUCGUUUGCCAGUAGUUUCAGGCCAAGAGAUGCGUAUUUGGAAUAACGAGGAUCUGCUUAAUGACCACUGGGCGAGAGACAACUCUGGAUCUGUUUGUGUCGACGUUUAUGUUAUGAUUAAUCUAUGGUAG